AGUCCCUCCGUCAUGGCCGACCUCACCGCAGGCGAUCCCCUCCUCCCAUUACUAACCGUUUCUGUAUCUGCCCCCCUCUUCGAGCCAAUCCCUCCACUCGGUAGGCCCUCCACUCAGUGUCCUACCACCCCACUCUGCCAAUCCUCCACUGACCUCCACUCAGUGUCCCACUCCCACCCCCAUCUGCCCUUCCACUGCCAGCUCCACUGGCCUCCAGUCAGUGUCUCCUCACCCCUCUCUGCCAAUCCCUCUACUGGCCUCCAUUCAGUGUGGCCUCCACCCCUCUCUGCCAAUCCUCUCACUGGCCUCCACUCUAGUGUCCGCCCACACUCUCUCUGCCAAUCCCUUCCAACUGGCACCCUCCACUCUGUGUCCUCCACCCCUCUCUGGCCUAUCCCUCCCCUGGCCUCCACUCAGUGUCCUCCACCCCUCUCUGCCAUUCCCUCCACGCAUUCCCUCCACUCAGGUAUCCUCCCUCCCCUCUCUGCCAAUCCCUCCCACGGGCCUCACGCUCAGUGUCCCUCCCACCCCUCUCUGCCUAAUCCCUCCACUGGUGGUCUCCAAUCCAGCGGCUCCACCCCUCUCCACGCCAAUCCCUCACCCCACUGGACCUCCACUCAGUGUCCUCCACCCCCUCUCUGCCAAUCCCUCCUACUUGUCUCUACUCAGUGUCCUCCACCCCUCGCUGCCAAUCCCUCCCAAUGGUCUCCUACUCAGUGUCCUCCCACCCCUCUCUGCCUAUCCCUCCACUGGCCUCCA
This is a messenger RNA of Staurois parvus, 759 nucleotides long. The record is from the annotation of a GenBank genome assembly. Lineage: Eukaryota; Metazoa; Chordata; Amphibia; Anura; Ranidae.